CAAACGAUCCACUUCUGUUAGAAGAUUCAAUAAUUCCACUUCAGUCGAAACGGGCAAGUUUGUACAUUUCGUACAGUUUUAAAUCCAAUGGUUGUUGCCGUCAAAGUAUUCAAAAAAACUGCACCUAAUGGUAAACUCACCGUCUAUCUUGGCAAGAGAGAUUUCAUCGACCAUUUGGAUCAUUCCGAUCCCAUCGAUGGAGUGGUAGUCGUCGAAGAUGGAUAUCUGCAAGGGAGAAGGGUCUAUGGACAGGUCAUCACAGUCUACAGAUAUGGCCGCGAAGAGGAUGAGGUCAUGGGCCUCAAGUUCAGCAAGGAAAUGGUGGUCGCCUCAGAUCAGUUAAUACCCCCCAAAAAGACUGUGGAAAAGGAGACUUCCACCCCAAUACAAGAGAAACUGAUGAAAAAAAUGGGACCGAAUGCUACCCCUUUCAUCUUCAGAUUCCCGGACAUGUCGCCAUGCUCAGUUAUCCUACAACCAGGCGAAGAUGACGGUGGAAAACCCCUUGGUGUCGAAUACUACGUUAAAGUGUACGUCGGUUCCAACGAAGAAGACAAGGGACACAAGAGGAGUACUGUGACUUUGGCCAUAAAGAAGCUUCAAUAUGCUCCCUUCAAUCGUGAAAACACUCGCCUUCCCAGCUCUUUGGUUUCCAAAGGAUUCACCUUUUCCAGUGGAAAGAUCAACCUGGAAGUGACCUUGGACAAAGACUUGUACUACCACGGCGAAAAAAUCGGCGCAAACAUAAUGAUCAGCAACAAUUCCAGAAAACAAGUGCGUAACAUCAAGGUGUACGUUGUUCAACAUUGCGAGGUUACAAUGGUCAACGCCCAGUUUUCCAAAUACGUGGCCAGCUUGGAAACGAGAGAAGGAUGCCCGAUAACACCAGGUGCCAGCUUCACUAAAGUCGUAUACUUGGUGCCACUGGCUUCAAGUAACAAGGAUCGAAGAGGUAUUGCUUUGGAUGGACGUCUGAAAGACGACGAUGUAAACCUAGCUAGCUCCACCUUAGUGCCUGAAGGGAAAUGUCCGAUUGAUGCCAUUGGUAUCGUAAUAUCCUACUCCUUGAGGGUUAAACUCAACUGCGGGACCCUUGGAGGAGAAUUGGUCACAGAUGUGCCAUUCAAACUUCUCAACCCAGCCCCUGGAAGCAUCGAAAAGGAUAAGGCCAAGGCAUUGAAAAAAUCAAGAUCCAUAGAAAAAUCGAGGUACGAAAACAGUUAUACUAACGACGAUGACGACAAUAUCAUCUUCGAGGAUUUUGCAAGAUUCAGAAUGAGCCGAGAAGAAGCUGAUUAGACCCAGGCAACAUGAGAACCUUCGCAAAUGGCUUUCACUUACGCUUUCGAAAAUUGGAAAAAAAAUGAAAAACUAAAAAUUUCCACAGAAAUGGGAUAAAAAAAAGUAGGAACCGAAUAAGCAAGCUGAACUAAUAUUGGAGAUUCUCUCAGAAGUGACUCUACUUAAAAUUUGUUUCAGUUGCAAAAGUCUUUAAUCGAAUACUCUUUAUGGAAUAUAAUCAUGUAUUAUAUUAUAACCAAAGAGUAUUAACUCUUUGCUAUUACCUUCAGAUGUAGUUUAUAUAAUUUAGCUUUGCGCAUGAAAUAAAAUAACAAGUUGCUCCGAAAAA
Molecule: messenger RNA, 1630 nt
Organism: Coccinella septempunctata (seven-spotted ladybird)
Lineage: Eukaryota; Metazoa; Arthropoda; Insecta; Coleoptera; Coccinellidae
Gene: Arr2
Product: arrestin homolog
Exons: 1
Coding region: 88-1299 (403 amino acids)
Biological process (GO): G protein-coupled receptor internalization; signal transduction
Cellular component (GO): cytoplasm
Molecular function (GO): G protein-coupled receptor binding
Source: RefSeq, a predicted model, not a curated record